Lutzomyia longipalpis is the source of this 1408-nucleotide messenger RNA. RefSeq lists its product as uncharacterized. The record is from RefSeq and is a predicted model, not a curated record. The coding region runs from base 602 to 1276 and encodes 224 amino acids. Lineage: Eukaryota; Metazoa; Arthropoda; Insecta; Diptera; Psychodidae. The transcript is spliced from 2 exons.
UGUACAGUCAUUCAUUCAUUCAUUUAUUUAUGCAAUUAACCCUAUCGUGACAAUAAUAUUGGUCCCGUAAAUUUUAUUUAACUUAUCUGAGUCAUUUCUUCAAAUAUCAUUUUCAAAUGAAAAUAUUUAAAUGAUUUAUCUUUAACUGUUUGUGCUCUAAUAUUUCUAAGAAACCCUGUUGUUUUUUUUCUUUCUCUUGUAGCAAAAUAUCUUUUAAAUAAGGUUAUGUCCAAAGUUGAAAUGAUGCGAACAUAAUAAAUUACCAGGCUGGCUGAAAAGAAAUUUUUAAAGCGCUUUGGGAGGGCACGUUUUAUGACCUUUAGUAGUUUCGCAAGCAAUUUUCCUUACGACGUUUCGAAUGUUUUAUUUCCUCAUCAUCAGUCCUAUAAAGUGUGGUACAAUUUUUUUGUAAGUUUUUAAAUUUGUUUUUUUAUAUAUAUUUUUUGAAUUCAUAAUAGUUAAUUAAAUAAUAUGAGAUAGAAAAUUAAUGAAAGAACACUUACAAGUAAAAUUGCGGUCGUAAAAGGGUUAAUCAUCCUCAUUCAAUUUAGAAUUUAUUGAUAAAGAGAAAUAGAAAAGUAUUGUUAGUUUUCCCGUCGACAUGAGAGUGUUAGGUACUUUUGUGGCUCUUGUGGCACUCUCUAUGCCUCCUUUGAAUGGACAUUUUGGGAAGAAAUGUUCAAUUAACACUCAGAAGCUUCUUUCACUACUCAAUUUACUUUGCAAUUCAACACAAGUUACAGUGACUACCAGAGAUGCGUGCUAUGGUUGUUUUUUUCGUGCUGGAUCCCUAAAUCCUGGUGAUACUCAGGUGGCACUUUUAAGUCAAUGCGCUACAAUGUAUUUGGUCAACACAUCCUAUGCCCCAUGUAUUGCAACCUUAAUGCAACCAUCUGCGGUGUCAUCAUUAAGUCAUUGCUAUACCGGUCACUGUGCUUUCGUUCAGUGCAUAAGACGCUUCAAUAGUGCCCUCCUGGUGGAUGAAUGUAUGACUCAAGCCCUAGCUACUAAUCCCAAUUUUCAAACAACACAAGCUGGCCGAAUUGCCCUUCUUGGCAAUGCAACAGGUUGCAUUCUAGCACGUGCUCGAUGCUCACAAUUCAAUCCAAUCACCGGGGUGUAUCAAGGAACAACUCUAUCUGCUACAACAUUGCAAAUAGCACCUAAUGGAGAUCUAAGGGUUGUGGCUUUCCCUCCAAAUCUUCCCACCGUUGAACUCUUUUGCUCAAGCAGGAAUACUUUGGAUCAGGCUGUCUAUCAAGGGGCUAUAUGCUGAUUAAUCCAUAAAAAUUAUUUAUGUUCUUUUUUUUUUUAAUUUACGUGAAACCUCAUUGUAAGAAGGAAAUUAAAACAAUUCCACAUAGACAAUAAAAUAGACGUUUUUUUUUAUUUAAUUAGAAUGGGGAAG